AUGUUCUCUUACAUUCAUCAUAUUAGUUACAGUGGCCGAGUGGUUAAGGCGACGCCCUGCUAUCAGCAGUUUAGGCGUUGGGUUUUACCUGCGCAGGUUCGAAUCCUGUCUGUGACGCCAUUUCUUUUUUUUUGA
This is a messenger RNA of Debaryomyces tyrocola, 135 nucleotides long. The record is from the annotation of a GenBank genome assembly. NCBI's taxonomy places the organism in Eukaryota, Fungi, Ascomycota, Pichiomycetes, Serinales, Debaryomycetaceae.